CUUCCCUGACGGGUCCUGAUUAAGGUCCUCCCAAGAAAGACUUCAUUGGAUCCACGCUCAAGAGGACUCUCCCAGGUUUUCCUGACCCCCUACAUCGCUGUAAAGUGCCAAGACCUUAAGACUUGGAUACUCUACGUACAACAAAAUGUACAGAUUUUUCAUUUGAUGACAACUGAUUGUAACCACCACCUCAAUAAAGACCUGAAGUACUUUCUGGACCCCAAAGUGUCUUCUCAUGCCCUUUUCCAUUUUAUUUUAGUGACUGUACAUAUGCCUUGUUUCCUGGGUCCACGGGAAGCAUGAGUCUGUUGGGACUUGGGACAAGAAGAAAACAAGACUUCUUCACAAGGAAAAUCAGACACUAACAAAAAGAACCCCAAGGUCUGAAGAGAGAGAACACAACCAUGGCAGACAGAGGACCUGGGGACCCGCCGAAGGACUCUCAAAAGGAUUUGGAAAAUGACCCUUCAAUAAAUUCUCAGGCACAGGAGACCACAGUCACGGCAAGUACCACCAAAGAAGCUCAGAUCCUGAGACCUGCCUCUGGUCUCAACAAGGACCACCAAGAAGUAGAAACAAUAGGUUCAGGAAGUGCAGAUACAAGUAAUCAAUCCGAAAGUCCAGAUGAAGCAAGUUAUGGGAACUAUCCAAAGGACAAAACAGAACUCAAGACCAACCAGAGUUUUCAGGAUGGCAAACUAGGGCAUCAACUCUCCUCAAAAAGUCUGAGUAAAGAAUCCUUGCAUCUUGAAAGUGUGGGUGAAGAAUCCUUGCAUCCUGAAAGUGUGGGUGAAAAAUCCUUGCAUCCUGAAAGUGUAGGGGAAAAAUCCUUGCAUCCUGAAAGUGUAGGUGAAGAAUCCUUGCAUCCUGAAAGUGGGGGUGAAGAAUCCUUGCAUCCAGAACCCAGCUGUUGUCCAAGUGAGGAGGUAGGAAGAGCAGAUGCACAAUUAGGGAGCAGCUCCGUAGACCUCCCUGAGGAAGCAAGCCACAGACCUGAAGCUUCACAGGAGCCACUUGCCAUAGAUCCCCAGGGUGUCCAGGGUCCUGAUCAUUCCAGUGCAGGGCCGGAGAGCCAGGGUACACGGCGGAGGCGACUGGUGGAACCAGAAGCUGAAAGUCAUCAACAGGAGAUACAAACAUUAGAAGAAAAUAAAGAGGAUGCACAGGACGCCAUAAGAAAGAGUAAUAAAAAGGAUUUUUGGAGCUAUGGCUCCAUCUUUCUUGUCUCCCUGGUGGCUCUUGUUUUGCUAAGCUCCGCUCAAAGCUACUACUCCUCGCCAGCACAGCAAGUGCCCCCCAAUCCAGCGUUGGAAGCCUUCCUGGCUCAGUUCAGCCAGCUGCAGGACACGUUUCCGGGCCAGAGCGCUUUUCUGUGGCAGAGAGGACGCAAGUUCCUCCAGAAGCACCUCAACGCUUCACACCCCACCGAGCCGGCCACCAUCAUCUUCACAGCAGCUCGGGAGGGAAGAGAGACCCUGCGGUGCCUCAGCCACCGCGUGGCGGACGCCUACACCUCUUCCCAGAAAGUCUCUGCCAUCCAGAUCGACGGGGCGGGAAGAGCCUUGCAGGACAGUGACACCGUCAAGCUGCUGGUGGACAUGGAACUGAGCUCCGGCUUCGAGGAUGGCAGGAAGGCCGCCGUGGUGCACCGCUUCGAGUCCCUCCCUGCAGGCUCCACCUUGAUCUUCUACAAGUACUGCGACCACGAGAACGCGGCCUUCAAGGACGUGGCCCUCGUCCUGACCGUCCUCCUGGAGGAGGACACGCUGGCCGCCAGUGUGGGCCCCAGGGAAACGGAAGAGAAAGUGCGGGAUUUGCUCUGGGCCCGGUUUACCAACGCGAACACUCCCAGCUCCUUCAACCACAUGGACUCGGACAAGCUGAGCGGGCUGUGGAGCCGCAUCUCGCACCUGGUGCUGCCCGUCCAGCCCGUGAGGGCCAUCGAGGAGCAGGGCUGCCGGCUCUGAGCCACGCGGGCAGGCGGUGGAAGUGAGGGGUUUAUUAAAGGCCUUCCCUUCUGUGGAAGGAAUGGGAGGAAAUCGCCUGAAAAGUACAAGUGGGCUUAUUUUAGGAAAAAAUCGUUUAUUUUUUACUUUUGGUAAAAUUUUUCUAAUCUAAGCUUGACAAAGCUAAAAGCUGACCUGAAUUUUUUUUUCUUUGCUUUUCAAGCAAAUCAGGUUUGAAAUAGAUAACAGAUAGGGUAUAUGUGUGUGUAUAUAUAUAUAAACAGGAUUUUUUUUUUAAUCUAAAAAUAUAGCAGCAGAAUUGCACAGGAAAAUAAUUUUCUCAGAGUAACUACAGAGUGAUUUUUGUUUUCUUGAGACUCUAAAAACCCUUUAGAAUCGUGUUUGGACUAAAGCAAUUACACUUAUGAAGCAAGGAUAAUUUAAACAAAUUUCUAUCAUGUUAAAGAUUUAAAAAAACUUACUUUAAUAGCUUUAUUGUGGAAUUACAUUUUACAGUAAUUUGCACUGUUGAAUAGUAUGAAGAAAGGAAAUUUGUAUUCAAAUAUCUAAUUACUAUAUGUAAGGCACUGUGUUUUUUUUUCUUUUCUGUUAGUGAGCUGAGGUAAAAGCAGUUAUACUCAAGAAAUAGUCUUCAAGAAAUAGUUUUCAAGAAAUAGUCUUAAAAAUUGGAAACAAUGGGGAAUUGGUUAUAAUCAUUGGGAAUGAAGAAAUUCUAAUUGGCUGUAUCGUUACUUCAGCUUUUAAAAAUUAUUUAGAGCAAUGAUUUUACGCUGUGUCUACUCCCCUUCUUUCCCGGCCCCCCUCCUCCCCCAGUAUUAGAGCAGUUCUGUUUAGACUUUUUCAUUGGGAUUCUUAAUAAGAUUUAAUUGGAACCGAGAGUUCCACUGAUAAUGAAGUUUGAAAACCACAAUUAAGGAACACAUCUUAGAAGAUAGUAAAUGCAUAGAAAAGAAAAAAAGAAUGUAUUAAAAUUCCUGAGUACGAAGAGGACAAAAUAUAGGUAUCUUGUACAGACAUGCUUUUUAUGAAAGUUAAAGACCUAUCAAUGAACAGUUGACUGUUUAAAGUAACAUUUACUAGCAUAUUUCUGAUGUUUUUGUUAAUUUCUGUUAGUCAUCAUUUCUGUCUCCCCUGAAUGGAAUUUUACAAUUGUCUACAGUAUGAGUGUCCUUUAUGGUCAUAACUUGACCAUACUGCUUACUUGUUAAGCAGUGUUAGAACAUUCUAUACUGCACCUCAUUUCUUUACCUGCUAGUUAGAAGUGCCAUUAGGUUAACAGAGAAAUGGAAGAGGUGUGGAUGUAGUGAGAGGAAGCAACAUGGUAAAUAGUUUCUAAGAGGUUCUAACGGUCAAUGUUAAUUCUUGGCCGUGUUCUGUGAUUGUAGAAAGAUUGAGACAGUAUUUAUGGAGACGGGAGUUUUUUGUUUUGCAUUUCAGCUCUGAAAGCAGAACUCUAGUAAAUGGCUUUGACCUCAGGAAGGGUGUCCCAUGACACAGCAGUCCUAUCCCAGGUUCCUGGUCUAUUUCAACUACUGGAAUGUUUCAACCAGGAUUUGGCCUCUCUGUUGCUAUGAGAGCAGAGAAGUCAUGGGAUUAAAGUUUGGAAGGAGUUUGGAAACUGUAGGAAGAUGUAAGUAUGUUUCUUAAUACCUAAAAAUCAAUCAUAAAGACAUGGGGGGAGAAUGUAUUUGAAAAUAUCCGUCACACGAAACAUGGAUAAAUCUAUUCUAACCAAGGCCUACCUGUGCUCAGUUGAGGUAGAGGCAUACUAGUACCUAAAGGAACUAUUUUCUUUGGGACUUCAUGAGGGAAUUUUCCAAUAGAGUUGAGGCAAGACCUGCCUGAAUAAAAAGUUAAAGCAAAGUGAUUAUAAUAUCUAUCCAAUAUACACUCAGAGGAAAGUGAAGAGAGGUCUAUAUGCCAUAUUCACAUUUUUUUCUGUAUUUCUAGAGCUCAGAUGCUAGCAUUAAAGCCCAUAAACCAAUGGUGCCUUGUAGAACUGUGACGCUGGCCAGCUGACCUGGCUCCCUCAGGUCUAUAAAGAACCAGUGUGAAGUGUGCAUGUCUAAUACAUCAGUGACUCAGACCAUAGUUGAAACAAAGAUUCUUUUUUUCUGCACUAAGUUGAAUAUGGUUUUUCAUCAUUUCUUUUGGAUAUAAUUUAGAAAAGGAAAUUUCAAAGUCAUAACUUCUUUUUGCUGUUUAGCCUUUGUUAAAAAAAACCACUCUUCCAUAUAUAAGUGCAAUCAACUGAACUGUUGUCAAUUUUCUGUCUAUUCAGAAAUCAUUCUAAAAAGAAGCAGUAUAUUAACUCUGGGUCUUUGAAAAAAGUGAUUAUUUUUAAAGCAUAAAACUUUAUAUUUUUAAAUGAACAAAUAAAAUUUAUUAUCUAAUAGACUCAGGUUAAUUUCAACUCGAUUGUUUCUAUUUUUUUACAUUUUUCAAGUUUCCAAAUUUUCUUUUGUGUGUCUAGUAGUUCAUCUUUCAUUACUAUAAUAGAUAUUUUGCUUAUUUGACUUAGAACAAUGACUUGUGGGCACAUGAUACCAUACAUAAUACCCAAACAUCACCGUUUAAUUAUCACAGAACAAAUCUCAUUACAUUAUAUAUGAACAUAAAUCACUUUUUGAUUGACAUCAGAAUUCUAGAAGCAACUGGUGGAAUGAGAAAUCGUCUCUGGACUUGAGUUUUUCCCCCCUGAGGGAUAGUUUGUAAGGGUUGGCAGAGAAGUUUGGGGGGGAGGGGGGAUUGAUCAUAUCACUAAAGGUGAUAAUGACAUUGUUUCUAUUUUUUAAAUCAAUAAAAUAAUUUAACUGGGUUUCAUUUGAAAGCCUCCAAGUUUACAGGCAUCUGGUAAGGCUCAGAUGCCUGUGGCCCGCCAUCCCCCAGCUAAGGGCCCCACUGAACAGUGCUAGCUGCUGAGGUGGCUUUGACCCUUUCAGUUUUUAACUGUUUGAUUUAUAUUUUUAUCUGCUAAAAACAGGUAGUAUAAUGAGCACGACAAUAACCAACAAAUACAGCAUGUGAAAGUGAUAGUUCAGCAACAUGAAUUUCACCAGGACCGAAUUGGCAUAUUUUUUACGCAGCAUUGGCAUCAAACAAUUGGCAUAUUUUUUUAUGCAGCAUAUCCAGGUGUUGAGCAUUUUAAGAACUAAUGUUAACACGAAAAUGUAAUUCUUAUACCUGAUUAGGGUUAUCAUUUGAUGGGAAUUAAGCUUAUAUGCAUGCAGCUUAUUUCAAAUAGCAACAUGAAAACUUUUUAUCAUUUGAAAAUAAAACAAUUAUAGAAAUAAACCAGUACAUCUUUGUAAAGUGCUCAAUAUAUCAUUUUAUAAAAGCAGUUUUUAAUCUGUUUUUCAAGUUGACUGUGUAGUUAAACAUCAGUAUUCAUUUCAUAUUUGGUUUACUGAUCUGAGUAUUCAUUUUGAGAUUUGUUGUAGUCAUAAUGGUUUUAUUUUUCAAAAUUGUAUCUUGAACACUGUGUCUCACUGUUGAUAUGUGUCUUUAUAUAUGUAUUUUGAAUAUUAUUGAUUACAAAUACUUUAAUCAUAAUCCUUGAAAUACAAAAAGAUUAUUUUAAAGUUUUUUCUAAAGGUGCCCAUGAAAUUAUCAAAUACUGAGCCUCAGAGUCACAUACCUGUGGAUAAUAUAUUUGCAAAAAAGAUGUUGCCAAUUCUAGACAGAGCUAAAUUAAGAUAUCCAUGUUAAACAGUGUCUCCAGAUGACAUUAAUCUAGGCCUUAUUCCUGUUUGUUAACAGUAGGUGUCAGGUUGUGGCCUAAAUUUGCUUCAGUGACACUGAGACUGGGCUCUUGAAACUCGUUUCUAAUAAACUGCCCUGUCACGACGAGGGCCUGGCUUCUCUACCUGUUUUUAAAAAUACAUACGUAAACCAAGGAGGAGCCUGAGCACAUAAUCAGCAUCCUCUAAUCUGCAAAUAAUCUGAAAGGUAAGUGAUUUAGUCUUCAGUGACUUCCCUGCCAGUACUACCUGCAGUAUCUAUUUCAGCUUGUAAAAAUCCAGAGAUCGGUUUCUGUCCUGGGAAAUGACCGCCCACGUUCCUCAUUGGGGCUCAGAAACUAAAUUUGCCGUUGGCUGCCCUAAUCGGUUUGGCUCAGUGGAUAGAGCAUCGGCCUGUGGGCUGAUGGGUCCCAGGUUCUAUUCCAGUCAAGGGCAUGUACCUUGGUUGCGGGCACAUCCCUAGUGGGGAGUGUGCAGGAGGCAGCUGAUUGAUGUUUCUAACUCUCUAUCCCUCCCCUUCCUCUCUGUAAAAAGCCAAUAGAAAAAAUAUAUAUUAAAAAAUAAAUAAAUAAAUAAAUUUGCCGUUGGCUAAGAGCACUCACCGGAAUGAAAGAAUGCUUUGGACUUGGGAAGCAGCAGGCCGAGAAACAUCACGGCAGGGUAGAGUUGGCAAGACGUUAGGCGCAGCGAUCUCGAUCGUCCUUUCCCGGAGCCCACGCUGGGCUGCAGCCUCCUCAGCACGAAGCUUAGGCAGCUGCUCCUCGUUGAUCAGAUGACACGAGAUGUAAACCUACCUGCCAUCCCUGUCAUCAAAUAAAGAAGAGCACGCUGACGUUCAAACAACUGCACUUUGAUUUUUCUCUACUUACCAAAAAAGAAGGCUGUGCCAGUGUUCGUGUCAAGGGUCUUGGUGUGCCCCUUCCCUCCUCGCUGUGACUGCUUUUGCAUUUGUUUCUUAUGGAUGUUGAAGAAUGUGCCUUAUUCAAAUCAGUCGUCUGGUUUUACCAAAAAUAAAGUUCCUUACUUUUCCUCA
This is a messenger RNA of Myotis myotis, 6740 nucleotides long. RefSeq names its product torsin-1A-interacting protein 2-like. Gene Ontology annotation, biological process: membrane organization; endoplasmic reticulum organization. The record is from RefSeq and is a predicted model, not a curated record. The transcript is spliced from 6 exons. Bases 405 to 1967 code for a protein of 520 amino acids. Lineage: Eukaryota; Metazoa; Chordata; Mammalia; Chiroptera; Vespertilionidae. Gene Ontology annotation, cellular component: membrane; endoplasmic reticulum. Gene Ontology annotation, molecular function: ATPase activator activity.